AUGACACACACUAAACGGUGGAGAAGUUUCAGGGAGGAACUUCAACGGCUGAGCAGCCUAUCAAUACCACGAUGGCUACAUCUUUCAUCGGGAAAGAAAAUACAACUUCACGGAUUUGCGGACGCAUCGACCCUGGCAAUGGGUGCAUCGGUCUAUCUUCGAUCCUGGUCAGCAUCAUCGGGAGUCAACGUCAACUUGGUUUGUGCCAAAACCAAGGUGGCUCCCCUCAAGAAGAUGACCAUUCCACGGCUGGAGCUCACGGCAGCUGUCAUGGUCACAAAUCUAAUGGCCUAUGUACAGCGAGCUCUGGAACUUGACGAUGCGGAGCUCUACUCAUGGAGCGACUCAUCAGUAGCCAUCGCAUGGAUCAACGGAGAUCCAUCACGGUGGAAGGACUUUGUGCAGAACAGGGUUCUCAAGAUCCAAGAAACCCUGCCUACUGCCAAAUGGAAUCACAUCAACGGCAAGGAGAAUCCAGCGGACUGCGCAUCAAGAGGAAUAUCACCAACGGAAUUGCGGGAGCAUCAUCUCUGGUGGACUGGACCAUCAUGGCUUGUCCAACCACCAGAACAAUGGGUAGCAGCAUCAACGGAAUUAGCAUCAACCUCGGAAUUAGCAUCAGUGGUGGCAAUGGAGGCGAAACCACCCACCAUCAGCUCAUACCCAGUGCACAUUGUCGACGAAGAUGCACUGAUCAAUCGGAUUUCGUCAUGGAACAAGCUAGCUCGAAUCACAGCCUGGGUGAAUCGAGCAAUAAACAAAUUCAAGGGACAACCAACACCGGAUUCUCCACAACUCGGAACUACGGAAAUAGAGGACGGAAGACUGUUCUGGGUUAAGUACACCCAACAGCGAUACUUCGGACGGGAAAUCACCACAUUGAAGGCUGGAAGAUCACUGGCAGCCAAGCAUCGUAUGGCGACGCUGACGCCAUACCUGGAGAACGACGUCAUGCGCAUGGGCGGACGUCUUCGGAAUUCAACAUUGGAUCCGGAGGAGAAGAAUCCAAUUAUUCUCCCACGUCACUCGCCGCUCUCAUCACUUAUCAUUGCGGAAGCUCAUCAGAGGAGCUUCCACGGGGGAACGCAACUCACGUUGGCACACAUCCGGCAGAGGUACUGGAUCAUCGGAGGACGGGCACCAGUACGCUCACACAUAUUAAAGUGCGUCAUCUGCGCACGUCAUCGAGCUGUGCGAGCUCAACAGCUGAUGGGACAGCUGCCAUCGCGACGAGUGACACCAUCACGAGUCUUCCUUCACUCAGGAGUAGACUUCGCCGGCCCAAUCAACAUCCUGAGGUGGAGAGGCUCCGGGGCAGGCAAAACGAUGUACAAGGCGUACAUUUGCUUAUUUGUCUGCUUCGCCACAUCCGCCACACAUUUGGAACUGGUCACAGACCUCACGGCGGACGGAUUCAUCGCAGCGUACAAGCGAUUUACGGCAAGACGGGGAAUUUGCGCGACCCUGACCAGUGACAGGGGAUUAAACUUCAUCGGGGCAGAAAAGGAAUUACGGCAAAUCAUCCACCAGGCAUCUAGCGAAUCGGCAACCAUCAGGAACUGGCUAGCAACAAACGGAACGGAAUGGAGAUUUAACCCGCCCUACUCGCCACACAUGGGAGGCAAGUGGGAGGCCGCGGUUAAAUCCACGAAACAUCACCUACGGAGAGUGAUAGGAACUUCAACUCUGACGUACGAGGAAUUUACGACUCUUCUGACUCAGGUUGAAGCCAUCCUGAACUCGCGGCCACUCUGCCCGAUAAAUAACGACCCGCAAGACACCACGGCAUUGACACCAGGGCACUUCAUCAUCGGCGGAUCGCUGACAGCGAUUCCAGAACCAAGUCUGGAACACAUCAACACGGAUCGGCUAAACAGGUGGCAACUUAUCACGCAGAAGGUGCAGAACUUCUGGGACCAUUGGGCACGCGAGUGCGUGCAUCGAUAUCAACAAAUCUAUCGGUGGAGGAAACCAACGGACGACAUUAAAAUUGGGACGUUGGUUCUCAUAUCAAAUGAGCAGGAACCGCCAACCAGAUGGCCCCUGGCUCGAGUCAUCAGGAUCCACCCAGGACGGGACAACUUGACCAGGGUUGUCACACUUUGGAAGGGCAACAAGGAAACGCAGCGGGCAAUCCAUCGAUUGGUACCACUACCAAUCAACGGCGACCUACUGGAAGGUCAAAAUUAA
Diachasmimorpha longicaudata is the source of this 2190-nucleotide messenger RNA. RefSeq lists its product as uncharacterized. Gene Ontology annotation, biological process: DNA integration. The record is from RefSeq and is a predicted model, not a curated record. Gene Ontology annotation, molecular function: nucleic acid binding. The transcript has a single exon. Bases 1 to 2190 code for a protein of 729 amino acids. Lineage: Eukaryota; Metazoa; Arthropoda; Insecta; Hymenoptera; Braconidae.